AUGCGAACAUGUUCUCAGGCUCAUAAGGAAGCAUUGGUUAAGGAAGAAACGGUAGAGAAUACUACAAUGGGUGACCAACUACCAGAGGCGAAUGAUGCUAAGGCUCUUAAGGAUUUCUCUGAGCCGAAAAUCGCGGCCACCACUUUCGAAAUCAGACCGGGCACGAUUCGGAUGGUUCAGAACUCUGUUCAGUUUGGGGGUUCUCCAACGGAGGAUCCUAAUAUGCAUAUUCGGGAUUUCAUCGAGAUCUAUGACACUUUUAAGUUUAAUGGAGUUACCGAAGAUGCUAUCAAACUGACUGCAAUCAGGAAUUCUAUCACUCAAUUCUCUCAACAAUCUGGUGAAACUCUUUGUGAAGCUUGGGAACGCUACAAAGAGAUGCUUCAAAAGUGCCCACAUCAUGGGAUGCCUGAUUGGAUGAAUCCUACUCAGCGUCUUCAUCAUGGCAAGGCAGCAGGAAUUCUAGAUGUUGUUGCUACUACAGCUUUAACUGCUCAGCUUAAGGCUCUUACUAUGAAGGUGGAUUCUUUGGCAAAUCUGGGAAAUCAGCAGCCACCUUCAGUUUGCGAGCUUUGUGAUGGUGCACAUUCUUCUGAUCAGUGUGCUAUAUCUAGUGAAUCCACUCAGUUUGAAAAAGAAUCAUCAACAGAGCGAAACAAGGAAGAGAGUGAUCAACAGGUUGAAACACCCGUGCUCUCAUCUAAGUCAGAUAGUGAAAAAACUGUUGUUGAAGCUUAUAAGAAUGAAAUCAACGAGGAAGCAAGCAAGGAAUCAACCGAGAAGUCUAGUCCUAAAGCUGAUAUUGGGGUCAAGCAAGUAUAUCCACCACCCCCUUUUCCGAAGAGACUUCAGAAGCUUAAGCUCGACAAACAAUUCGCUAAAUUUCUAGAGGUUUUCAAGAAAUUACAAAUCAACAUACCUUUUGCGGAGGCUCCAGAACAAAUGUCGAGUUAUGGUAAUUUUAUGAAAGGUAUUCUAUCUCGGAAACUCAAACUUGAGGAAUUGGAGACUGUGGCUUUGACCGAGGAGUCUAUCAUAAUUUUGAUGCCCAUGUCUAUUUUCGUGCAACUUGGUCUUCCGGAGCUGAAACCUACUAAUAUGUCUUUGCAACUGGCUGAUCGUUCGAUUACAUAUCCAAGGGGGAUAGUUGAAGAUGUGUUGGUAAAGGUGGACAAGCUAAUCUUCCCUGCUGAUUUUUUCAUUCUCGACUUUGAGGAAGAUAAGAAGAUUCCUAUCAUCUUGGGAAGACCAUUCCUUGCGACAGGGCGGACGUUGAUUGAUGUUCAAAAGGGGGAACUCACGAUGAGAGUUCAAGAUCAAAUGGUCACUUUCAACGUGUUCAAUGAUAUAAAACUUCCAUCAGAUGAGGAGGAAUGCUUUAAAGUGGAUGUGCUCGAAGCUGCAGCUCACUCGGAAAUUGACAACAGGCUGAAAACUGACAUCUUGGAAAGGGUUCUAUCAGGAGACUCGGAAUUCAGAGAUGAGGAAGAAGAACAUCUUCAAUACUUAAAUGCUUCUCCUUGGAGAAGAAGGAUGGAUACUCCAAUUGAAUCUCUUGGUAUCGAGGAAGAAAAGCUUUUGAGAAUUCUUAGGGAAUUCAAAUCAGCCAUUGGAUGGACUAUCGCAGAUAUCAAGGGAAUCAGCCCUUCUUCUUGUCAACACAAAAUUCUGAUCGAGGAGGGUAGUAAACGCACUGUUGAGCGUCAAAGAAGACUCAAUCCAAUCAUGAAAGAAGUGGUGAAGAAGGAGAUUCUUAAGUGGCUUGAUGCCGGUAUUAUUUAUCCAAUCUCGGAUAGUUCUUGGGUGAGCCCUGUUCACAGUGUACCUAAGAAAGGAGGCAUGACCGUGGUAGCUAAUGAGAAAAAUGAGCUCAUUCCGACUUGA
Messenger RNA from Daucus carota subsp. sativus, 1884 nucleotides. RefSeq lists its product as uncharacterized. The record is from RefSeq and is a predicted model, not a curated record. NCBI's taxonomy places the organism in Eukaryota, Viridiplantae, Streptophyta, Magnoliopsida, Apiales, Apiaceae. The coding region runs from base 1 to 1884 and encodes 627 amino acids. The transcript is spliced from 6 exons.